Canis lupus familiaris (dog) is the source of this 2006-nucleotide messenger RNA. It is a transcript of the gene GABRB1, whose product is annotated as gamma-aminobutyric acid type A receptor subunit beta1. The record is from RefSeq and is a predicted model, not a curated record. Gene Ontology annotation, molecular function: extracellular ligand-gated monoatomic ion channel activity; neurotransmitter receptor activity; GABA-A receptor activity. The transcript has 8 exons. Gene Ontology annotation, cellular component: membrane; GABA-A receptor complex; neuron projection. Gene Ontology annotation, biological process: nervous system process; signal transduction; regulation of membrane potential. Lineage: Eukaryota; Metazoa; Chordata; Mammalia; Carnivora; Canidae. The coding region runs from base 402 to 1676 and encodes 424 amino acids.
CCAGCCAGAUCCCCGGGAGCUGAGUUGCAAGAAAGCACAACAACAACAGCAGCAACAACAACAAACCAGGUUGAGGACAGAAAGGAAAGGGACCUAGCAGCAACCUCUAAUGCUCAAAGAAACCUCAGCAGGCAAAUGCGUCCAGGAUCCGCAGCAGGGAAGGAACAGGCGAUCUCCGACCACUCGGAGGACGUGGAACACCACCAACAGGAACUUUAAGGGGAUUGAAAUCUGUUGCCUGUUCCACUAGGAAUACUGUUUGCAAGGCGCAAGGUGUCUUUUUUGGUAGUGAGCCCCGCGUGCGCAUGCGCAGGUCCAUUCGGGGAUUACUGCCCUGCCGCCGACUAAGUUGCAUUCCUUGAAUCUUCGCAGAAAAGACCAUUCUUGGAUCAGAGUUAGUAAUGUGGACAGCACACAGCCGAGAGAGUCUGGGGCUCCUCUCUUUCCCUGUGAUGAUUGCCAUGGUCUGUUGUGCACACAGCGCCAACGAGCCCAGCAACAUGUCCUACGUGAAAGAGACGGUGGACAGACUGCUCAAGGGAUACGACAUCCGCUUGCGGCCGGACUUCGGAGGGCCCCCUGUGGACGUGGGCAUGCGGAUCGAUGUCGCCAGCAUAGACAUGGUCUCCGAAGUGAACAUGGAUUAUACACUCACCAUGUAUUUCCAGCAGUCUUGGAAAGACAAAAGGCUUUCUUAUUCUGGAAUCCCGCUAAACCUCACAUUAGACAACAGGGUAGCUGACCAACUCUGGGUGCCAGACACCUACUUUCUGAAUGACAAGAAAUCAUUUGUGCAUGGAGUUACAGUGAAAAAUCGAAUGAUCCGACUUCAUCCUGAUGGAACAGUUCUCUAUGGACUCCGGAUCACAACCACAGCUGCAUGUAUGAUGGAUCUACGUAGAUAUCCUCUGGAUGAACAGAACUGCACUCUGGAGAUUGAAAGUUAUGGCUAUACCACGGAUGACAUUGAGUUUUACUGGAAUGGAGGAGAGGGAGCAGUAACUGGAGUCAAUAAAAUAGAGCUUCCUCAGUUUUCAAUUGUCGACUACAAGAUGGUAUCCAAGAAAGUGGAGUUCACAACUGGAAUCACCACUGUGCUGACAAUGACAACCAUCAGCACUCACCUCAGGGAGACCUUGCCAAAGAUCCCGUAUGUCAAAGCGAUUGAUAUUUACCUGAUGGGUUGCUUUGUGUUUGUGUUCCUGGCUCUGCUGGAAUAUGCCUUUGUAAAUUACAUCUUCUUUGGAAAAGGCCCUCAGAAAAAGGGAGCUAGCAAACAAGACCAGAGCGCCAAUGAAAAGAACAAACUGGAGAUGAAUAAAGUUCAGGUGGACGCGCACGGCAACAUCCUGCUGAGCGCCCUGGAGCUGCGGACCGAGGCGAGCGGCUCCGAGGUGCUGACGGGCGCCAGCGAGCCCCAGGCGGCCGGCGUGUUCGCCUUCGACAGCGCCAGCGUCCAGUUCCGCCGGCCGCUCAGCAGCCGCGACGCCUACGGCCGCGCCCCCGACCGGCUGGGCGCGCACGGCAAGGGCCGCAUCCGGCGGCGGGCGUCGCAGCUCAAGGUCAAGAUCCCCGACCUGACGGACGUGAACUCCAUAGACAAGUGGUCCCGAAUGUUCUUCCCCAUCACCUUCUCCCUCUUUAACGUCGUCUACUGGCUUUACUAUGUCCACUGAGGGGCGGCCCGGCGGCCCGGGUCACGCGCGCCCGCGCCUUGCCCCGACCCACGGCCGCCGCCGCCGCCGCGCCGCUGCCUCCCGAGGUAAGACGUUCGGCCGCCCGCCCGGGUGAGGUCUCGCUGUCCAUUGUGUCCCCGCACCACGUGUACUUCCGGCAACAAGACGCGCGCACGCACACGCACACACGCACGCACGCACACGCACACUCCGUGUUUCCCCGUCUGCCGCGGUCCGGCCCGGCGCCCGUAGAGCCGUCGCCGCCAUGUCCCCGCCGACCCGGGCGCCGCGGGACAGCCGAGGCGCGCACCCCUGGGCCGCCCUUCCCAC